AUGGGAACGCAUCAUGAAGGUAAUCAGAUUGCUGAAGUGCUGGUAUCGCAUUAUACAGAAUUCUUGGGGAUGGAGGUUCUGGUUCAUGAGGUUAACUUGGAUGGCCUCUUCACUAAUGUUUUAAGUGGGGAGGCUGCGGAUCAUAUGGUUUCUCAGGUUUCUCGUGAGGAAGUUAAAUCUGCCAUGUUCAGUAUUGGAGAGGAUAAAGCCCCAGAUAGGGGUCCGACUAGAUGUGCAUUCAAAAUUGAUAUUCAGAAAGCAUAUGAUACGGUUAAUUGGUCUUUCUUGAAAGAUAUUUUGAUUCGAUUUGGGUUUCAUCAGAAAAUGGUUGGGUGGAUUAUGACAUGUGUUUCGACAGUUUCUUACUCGCUGAGCAUCAAUGGUAACCUACAUGGCUAUUUUAGAGGCAAACGCGGGUUACGGCAGGGUGAUCCCAUGUCUCCCUAUUUAUUCACGUUAAUCAUGGAGAUUCUUUCUUGUUUGCUUCAACAGGCUGCUUCCUCUCCGUUUAGAUAUCAUGCUCAUUGUGCCAAACAAAAAAUAAUUAAUGUCUUGUUUGCUGAUGACUUAUUUAUUUUUGUUCAUGGUGAUACUGUUUCGGUUAAGAGGGUCAAGGAGGCGCUUCAGACGUUUACUAACAUUUCAGGUUUGGCCCCUAGCCUAGCGAAAAGUACAGUUUUCUUCUGCAAUGUUCCUCACUCGAUUAGACAGGAAAUUCUGGAUAUUAUGCCAUUUCAAGAGGGUGUUUUUCUGGCUUCUUUUUUCAUUAUUCCUACUCGGGUUAUUAAUGAACUUGAGAAAAGAAUCCGUAGAUUCUUGUGGAAUGCAGGAUCGGAAGGUCAAAUCCGUGCGAAAGUUGCUUGGAAAGAUGUGUGUUUGCCUAAACAAGAAGGUGGUUUGGGUAUUCGGAGUAUAUCUGAUGUUAAUAAAUCACUUAUGGCUAUGCAUGUGUGGAGUAUUUUAACAAAACGGGAGUCCAUUUGGGUGAGAUGGAUUCAUGAAUAUAAGCUUAAAGGGAGAAAUUUUUGGGAGGUUCCUUCUCGAGGGAGCAUGAGUUGGGGAUGGCGGAAAAUAUUGUCUAUUCGGAGCAUUGUGCGGCCUCACAUAUGGAAUAAAUUGAAGACGCAGGAUAGAUUGGCGGUCUGGGAAGCAGGAAGUGAAACAAAUCUUAAUCUCAUGUGUUGCCCAUUGUGCCACUAUGAUCGCGACAGCCGAGAUCAUCUGUUUUUUCAAUGUGUGUUUGCGGAUCAAGUUUGGGCAAAUGUAAAGGGUAUGGUAAACUUGGAUAGCGUUGAUAACACAUGGGAGUCCUUAAUGGUUUGUGUUUAUCAGUAUUCUAACUCGAAGACAGUAGAUGACAUUGUGUGUAAAUUGGUGGUUGUUGCGACCACUUAUUACAUCUGGCAAGAGAGGAACAGUCGGCUUUUUACUUCUAAUCAAUUAACUGUGUUGCAAGUUGCUGAGAAGAUCAAAAGUUCAGUUCGGCUUAGACUUAUGGGUUUCAAGUUUCGAUUGGAGUCCGCUAGGAGGAGGAUAUUCAAAAUCUGGAAGAUCAGUGAUAGCAAGGAUGGGGAACCUGAUCCGGGCUAG
This is a messenger RNA of Helianthus annuus (common sunflower), 1590 nucleotides long. RefSeq lists its product as uncharacterized. The transcript has 4 exons. The record is from RefSeq and is a predicted model, not a curated record. The coding region runs from base 1 to 1590 and encodes 529 amino acids. NCBI's taxonomy places the organism in Eukaryota, Viridiplantae, Streptophyta, Magnoliopsida, Asterales, Asteraceae.